Molecule: messenger RNA, 4046 nt
Organism: Entelurus aequoreus (snake pipefish)
Lineage: Eukaryota; Metazoa; Chordata; Actinopteri; Syngnathiformes; Syngnathidae
Product: filaggrin-2-like
Exons: 5
Coding region: 45-3989 (1314 amino acids)
Source: RefSeq, a predicted model, not a curated record
CCGUCCACUGAGUUGGUCCAGCUAGACCUACUCAGGUUGCAACCAUGGGGCCGGGACUCUCUGCAAGAUUAACUUGGAUCUGCGUGCUGCUGAUUAGCGGCGCUGCUAGCCUGCCGGUCCAACAUGGCAACAGGUCUACGAACCAGGACACCACGGACUCGCUUGCCGGGGCCGUCUCUCCAAAGGAUCUGCCUCAAAGCUCCAACUUCCCCGCGGAAGCGGAUGAACCGGCGAACCCCACAGCCGACACAAAGGGAGCUUCGAGUAUUGUUUCACGUGAGCCCAAGGCUGUGACCUACGACCACAAUGCCAACAAGAUAUCAAGUGGUCCCGUGCCUCAAGCUGACGUUCCCAUUACCAGUGACAAAUUCAGACCCCAAGCCGCUGAAUCAGGUGCGAGUUCUGCUUGGAGAGCGUACAAUCCUCCCAGCUACACCCCCUCAGCUGCUGCUGGUCUACAAGACGGUCCCGUCGAUGCCAAGCAACAGCCAGAAUCUAAUUUAGAUGUUGACAAUGACUCCGCAUGGUCAGGCGUUGAUCCACGUUCCAGCUACCGGUCUUCAACUGCUGGCAGCGUAAAAGGGAGUUGGAAGCAGGAGGAAGCGUCUAGUCCAGGUGCUCACGUGCACCCAGGAUGGCCGAGCUAUGACUUAGCCUCAAGCUACGAAUCUUCAAGUGGUCAACAAGCCGGUCCUAAUUCUGGGAUACAGCAACAAUUCCAUCCAGGUGUUCACGAGCACUCAGGAUUGUCAGGUGAAGACUCUGCUUCCAGUUCCAAAACUUCAACUGGUUACCAAGCCAAUAAAAAUAUUCUCAAGCACCCAGGGUGGUCAGGCUAUGACUCGAGCUCCAAAUCUUCUGGCCAACAAACAUCCAAUCCAGCUGCUCAUGUGCACCCUGAAUGGUCAAGCUAUGGCUCUGAAUCUUCAACUGGAGGUCUAAAACAACCAUCCAAUCAACAUGCUCAUGUGAACCCUGUAUUGUCAAGCUAUGGUUCCUCUUCAAGCUCCAAAUCAUCUGGCCAACAAACAUCCAAUCCAGCUGCUCAUGUGCACCCUGAAUGGUCAAGCCAUGGCUCUGAAUCUUCAACUGGAGGGCUGAAACAACCAACCAAUGUUCAUGUGCACCCAGGAUGGUCAGACUACAGUUCUUUUUCUGGCCAACAAACUUCUAAUCCAGCUGCUCAUGUGCACCCUGAAUGGUCGAGCACCGGCUCUUCAACUGGAGGUCUGAAACAAACACCCCAUCAUGUGCACCCUGAAUGGUCAGGCUAUGGUUCCUCUUCCAGCUCCAAAUCUGGCCAACAAACAUCCAAUCCAGUGGUUCACAUGCACCCUGAAUGGUCAAGCUAUGGCUCUGAAUCUUCAACUGGAGGUCUGGAACCGUCCCAUCAUGUUCAUGUGCACCCAGGAUGGUCAGGCUAUGGUUCUUCUGGCCAACAAACAUCUAAUCCAACUGCUCAUGUGCACCCUGAAUGGUCAAGCCAUGACUCCUCCAGCUCUGAAUCUUCAACUGGAGGUCUGAAGCAACCAUCCCAUGUUCAUGUGCACCCAGGAUGGUCAGGCUAUAGUUCUUCUGGCCAACAAACAUCUGACCCAACUGCUCAUGUGCACCCUGAAUGGUCAAGCUAUGGCUCUGAAUCUUCAACUGGAGGUCUGAAACAACCAUCCAAUCAACAUGCUCAUGUGCACCCUGUAUUGCCAAGCUACGGUUCCUCUUCAAGCUCCAAAUCAUCUGGCCAACAACCAUCCAAUCCAGCUGCUCAUGUGCACCCUGAAUGGUCAAGCUAUGGCUCUGAAUCUUCAACUGGAGGUCUGAAACAACCAUCCAAUCAACAUGCUCAUGUGCACCCUGUAUUGCCAAGCUAUGGUUCCUCUUCAAGCUCCAAAUCAUCUGGCCAACAACCAUCCAAUCAACAUGCUCAUGUGCACCCUGUAUUGUCAAGCUAUGGUUCCUCAAGCUCCAAAUCAUCUGGCCAACAACCAUCCAAUCAACAUGCUCAUGUGCACCCUGUAUUGUCAAGCUACGGUUCCUCUUCAAGCUCCAAAUCAUCUGGCCAACAAACAUCCAAUCCAGCUGCUCAUGUGCACCCUGAAUGGUCAAGCUAUGGCUCUGAAUCUUCAACUGGAGGGCUGAAACAACCAUCCAAUCAACAUGCUCAUGUGCACCCUGUAUUGUCAAGCUAUGGUUCCUCUUCAAGCUCCAAAACAUCUGGCCAACAACCAUCCAAUCAACAUGCUCAUGUGCACCCUGUAUUGUCAAGCUAUGGUUCCUCAAGCUCCAAAUCAUCCGGCCAACAACCAUCCAAUCAACAUGCUCAUGUUCACCCUGAAUUGUCAAGCUAUGGUUCCUCAAGCUCCAAAUCAUCUGGCCAACAACCAUCCAAUCAACAUGCUCAUGUGCACCCUGAAUGGUCAAGCUAUGGUUCUGAAUCUUCAACUGGAGGUCUGAAACAACCAACCAAUCAACAUGCUCAUGUUCACCCUGUAUUGUCAAGCUAUGGUUCCUCUUCAAGCUCCAAAUCAUCUGGCCAACAACCAUCCAAUCAACAUGCUCAUGUACACCCUGAAUUGUCAAGCUAUGGUUCCUCAAGCUCCAAAUCAUCUGGCCAACAAACAUCCAAUCAACAUGCUCAUGUACACCCUGAAUUGUCAAGCUAUGGUUCCUCAAGCUCCAAAUCAUCUGGCCAACAAACAUCCAAUCCAGCUGCUCAUGUGCACCCUGGAUGGUCAAGCUAUGGCUCUGAAUCUUCAACUGGAGGGCUGAAACAACCAUCCCAUGUUCAUGUGCACCCAGGAUGGUCAGGCUAUGACUCUAGCUCUAAAUCUUCCACUGGUGGUCAACAGCCCUCCCAUCAACAUGCUCAUGUGCACCCUGAAUGGUCAAGCUAUGGCGCUGAAUCUUCAACUGGAGGUCUGAAACAACCAUCCAAUCAACAUGCUCAUGUGCACCCUGAAUUGUCAAGCUAUGGUUCCUCUUCAAGCUCCAAAUCAUCUGGCCAACAAACAUCCAAUCCAGCUGCUCAUGUGCACCCUGAAUGGUCAAGCUAUGGCUCUGAAUCUUCAACUGGAGGUCUGAAACAACCAACCAAUGUUCAUGUGCACCCAGGAUGGUCAGGCUAUGACUCCUCUAGCUCUAAAUCGUCCACUGGUGGUCAACAACCCUCCCAUCAACAUGCUCAUGUGCACCCAGGAUGGCCAGGCUACGACUCUUCCUCUUCUGGUCAACACACUUCUAAACCAGCUGUUCAUGUACACCCCGGAUGGUCAGGCUAUGGUUUCUCUAGCUCUAAAUCUUCCACUGGUGGUCAACAACCAUCUCAUCAUGCUCAUGUGCACCCUGAAUGGUCAAGCUAUGGUUCCUCUUCUAGCCAACAAACAUCCAAUCCAGCUGCUCACAUGCACCCUCAAUGGUCAAGCCAUGACUCCAGCUCCAAAUCUUCAACUGGUGGUCAGCAACCAUCCCAUCAUGCUCAUGUGCACCCAGGAUGGUCCGGCUAUGACUCCUCUUCUAGCCAAACAUCUAAUCCAGCUGCUCAUGUGUACCCAGGAUGGUCUGCCUAUGACUCCUCUUCUAGCCAAACAUCUAAUCCAGCUGCUCAUGUGCACCCAGGAUGGUCAAGCUAUGGACACUCCAGCUCACUGUACCCUGUAGUGGACCCUAGUGAGAAUUCUUAUAGCUCUUCAGGAUCCUAUCACUCUGGUAGUGUUCCCAACAAGAACCUUCAUGGUUGGAACAGACCUGAGUGGGCUCCAAUGUAUCCAGCAGGAAGCAAUGUGUUUGCCUUCAACCCGAGUGCUCCCAGCACUCCCUGGUUGUCUGGCCAGUCUAGCUCUGCUCCUGAAUACUCACCAACUUCCAUCGUCCAAUCCAGAUACGGCUACCAACGUGCGCGAGAUGAAUUUGCCAGAAUGCAAUAUUCCCAAGCUGAUGUUCCGUCAGGCUUCUCCAGAACUGCGAGCUCCCAAAGAAGCGCCCUGAAGAACUGAGGAACGUGUGGUUUGGGUCUAUGCGGACUAAGAUUCAAUAAAAAAACUUUAACUUGA